AUGGAUCGUGGGUGUCCUGCUCGUCAAUCGCGAUCUGGAAAAAGAAACCCUACAUCCACCGGCCGAUCCCGCAGCCGCCUCCCCCGCUUCCUCCGCAAUCCCGCAGCCGCCUCCCCCCGCGCCUCGCCCCGCAGCCGCCUCCCCCGCAUCCUCCUCGCCUCUCCCUGUGCCACCCAUCUCCGCCUCCUCUCCCAUCUCCUCCCUGCUGCUGCUGGCCAUCGCACCCUCACCAUCGACGAUUGAUGCGGCCAACAGCGAGCGCCGGUGAGCGACCGGGAGGCCGCCACCUCUCCUGACCUCCUCCCAGGUUCCCGAUCUGGAGCGGCGAGGCCAACCCCCUCUUCACACGCAGAUGCUUUUCUCUUCCCUCAGUUCCCUCUCUCUCUCUUCCCUGACCCUCUCGAUGGCCAGAGGGGGGUGACUGGGUGGAUCAGGUGGCGGUGAUGUCAGAGCUCGAGGCGGAGAUGGCGGAGCUCGGGCUGGAGUACUCACGGGAUGACGGAUUCAAGGGCUGGAGCUCUCACGGACUGGAGGUGCUCAGGCUAAAGGCAGUUGAGGACGCCCUACGGGCGAGCUGGAGGUGGAGGCGUUGAGAGCCCUCCCCCCAUCUCUCAUUUUCUCCAUUUCUUUCCCUCCAACAUCUCACUACUGCUUCUGUAUGGAACAACAGAGGGGAUGGGAAGAGGCCUGGAGUUGCUCAGCAUCGGUCAACCUGCAAGGUGGUUUGCUCGACCACUCACCGUUGGUUCUGUCAAUAUGCAAGGUGAUUUGCUCGAUACCUCGCUGUUGGUUCCGUCAAUCUGCAAGGUUCUUCGUUCGGCUGGAUUGUAGGUUGGCUCCAGUCCUUGAUCAGUUCUUCUGCAAGGAGAGUUUCAGUGCUCAGCAUAUUGCAGUAAUUGCAGCAGCGAGUUCUAUGAAGCACGUCAAUGGAGGGGACAUAGUCAAUGACAAUCGCCUACCAUUUAAUUAGAUGGUUUGCCAGUUUCUUCCUGUAGAUAGUAUCACAGUGAUGCGAUUCAGAUGUUUAUAAUUCUUUUCCAACAUUACAUAUUCUUGUAUUCAUUCAUUUUGAAACCACGGAGGCCAUCGCAUUAUGCAUUGGUUAGACUAGGUAAUUUCUGUUAAGGUAUAAUUUUUCUAUCAAUAUGCCAAGAUCGACUGUUCGCCUCAUCUUUAUUCUGCAAAUGUCAAAAUGUCCAGAACAUAAAUUUCAAGCUUUUAGACCUUACAUAUGUUAUGAACUUAUGAAGUUAUGAUAUAUGUCUAAAUUCAGCUGGAUCUUCAAUUAAAUCCUGAAUUCUAUAGAUGUUUUAUCCUUUUCUACAUCUGAGUAUACACUAAUUAGUUAAACCUUUUCUUUUCCGGAUCUGCAUUCCACCUGUACUAAUUGCCAGAUUAUAUAUGUGUUUGUGUUCAUUCUUAAUUUAAACUAGACCUAGCUGUAUAUACUACAAAAUUUGUUAAAUUUGCGCUGGGCAGGUUUCCAUGAUGAGUUCGUAGCCUUUAUGAAGUUGCUGCUGCUUGUUUUCUGUAAUCAUUGCUCAUUUCUCGUCUCCAUAGCAGAAAAUUUGAUUCUUGCAUCUAACCCUGAUCCUGAUGGUGAAAUAAUUGCUUGGCACAAUAAAGAAAUGCUUGAGUGGCAUGAUGUGUUGGGUUUCCAUGUUUUACUGUCAUUUACAUGAGGUGGCAGUUUUGGCUACCUCCACCCGCCUUAGUCUGUUUAUUUUUAAGUGGGAAGUGAUGAAUCGAACAAGGAGGAAGGACGACGUGCUUGUUCUUUCCGGCGUGGGUUUACUAAACUUUGUACAUAUGAAUUUCACCUCAUAUUUUCUUCCUGGCUUGAUAAGAACUGAACAAUAUAAUUUGGUUUCUCAUGUCCAGUAUUCCAGAUUGAGUAAUGCUAGAGAUAUGCGACCCUUAGCCCAGUUUACGAAAUGCUUUAUUAGGUGUAUUUUUCUUUCAUGUACAUAGCUGGGAGUAGUCUAAUAGCCAUUUUUUAAGGAUAAACAAGGCUUACUGUACGUAAGGUUUGAGAUUACCCCAUUUCAAAUAACUAAAGGAAAUCACUAUUCCUCAAAUGCAGGUUAUUGGUUUAUUUUAUUUCGUAUGGCAUGUUUUUGUUUCAGUUCUUUGUUUUUUCAAUCCAUUGCUUUCUAGCAGUCUUCAUGAUAACAGAGAUUUGAGAAGGAUCUCUCUCUGUAGCUGUAGGUGAUAACUUUUUUGUACUGAAACUACAAAAUUAUUUGUUCUAUCUAUGUCGUUUCUAUCUCCACUAAGAGCUUUCAGCCUGCAAGCACCCAGUUGUCCUUCUAAGUUGGCAGGAUUGAUGAAACCUUUAAGCCUGAACUAGCAUCCUUUGGAUUUGGGGGUGCAUCAUGCACAUCUGGAGCAUCAUCUUCUGCUGAGAGCUCAGGCAUGGCGGUGCCCAUUCUCACGUCUUUCGCUACAGUAUCAUCUACACUUGUAGAGCUACCUCCGGAUGAGAUGAACACUCCUAUAUCUGCAUUCAGAGCAAAAGGACAGGUUGCUAUGCCUAAAACACCCAGCAAAUCACCAUGCCCAAAAAGCGCUUGCCGCAAACUUGUUCUUGAGCUCUCUAAGUCUAAGGGUGCAGCGCUAUCUGGCUCUGCUCCCAAGUUGGCUACCCAGACUGAAGAAGUUGUUCCUGCUGGAAAUGGCGACAUGCGCAUUAAAAGGCUCCAGCCUGUUGUUGAUGCUUCUGGGCUUGACAAGGUUGGCGGACCCGAGGUUGUUAAGAAGCACAUGAUGCCGUCAUCUUUUGCGGGUGGGCUUUGCUGUAUGACUGAAGAUUUCCAUGAUGCAGUGGCUGUUUCGCAAGUCCAUGGCUCGCCUGAUAUAUUCACAACCUUUGCAUGUGAUCCAGAGUGGCCUGAGAGAAUUGAGACCCUUGAACAUGGGCAAAAAGCAGUCGAUGGAGCUGAUAUUACCAUUCAAAUCCAUCAGAUGAAGCUACUUGACUACCUGCACACAAUCAGGACUGGGCAAGUGUUUGGGACAGUGCUUGCUGUUGUCCACACCGUGGAGUUCCAGAAAACGGGGGUGCCCCAUGCACAUAUCCUUGUUUGGCAGGAGAAGAACGAUGAUCAGGCCCCUGCACUUGCUGAUGUUGAUCCAGAUGCUUGUACUGCUGCACCUGCCAACAGCGUGGAAGCGGCGGUUGCUCAGCCAGCUAGGCUUAACAGGAUUGCCACUACUGCUGCUGCUGCAUCAACCAUUUCAUAAAACAAUGAUAGGUCCCUAAGCAAUCUGCGCUUCAAAAUGAGCGUCUAUGUGUGGUUGUUUUGGCCUUUACUACCUUCUCCUUCGCUACUUUCAAGCCCGCAAGAACGAGUGAACGCUGCAUGGCCACCGCUGUCUUCCGGCAACACCCUUUUAAACAGUCUACUGUUAUGUUACUUGCAUGUUUGCAAUCCCGGUUUUGGCAGUCAUAAAGACAAGCCAAAACUCCUUCAUACUUUUCCCUGUUUAAAUCCGAACGGAGCAACUUCCAUAUUCCGUGGAUAACGCUAUUAGACCUCUUUUGCUUUACCCUCUCUCUCGAAUGACUGUUUCAAUCUACUGUAAGUAUUUGUUCACUCAAUCGUCUACUGUAUCUGCUAUUCCCAAUGCAAUAUUAGCUGUUCUAGAGCUUA
Messenger RNA from Triticum aestivum (bread wheat), 3653 nucleotides. RefSeq lists its product as uncharacterized. Bases 2416 to 3243 code for a protein of 275 amino acids. The record is from RefSeq and is a predicted model, not a curated record. Lineage: Eukaryota; Viridiplantae; Streptophyta; Magnoliopsida; Poales; Poaceae. The transcript is spliced from 11 exons.